Messenger RNA from Monodelphis domestica (gray short-tailed opossum), 4381 nucleotides. RefSeq names its product carbonyl reductase [NADPH] 2-like. Gene Ontology annotation, biological process: glucose metabolic process; xylulose metabolic process. Gene Ontology annotation, molecular function: L-xylulose reductase (NADPH) activity; carbonyl reductase (NADPH) activity. NCBI's taxonomy places the organism in Eukaryota, Metazoa, Chordata, Mammalia, Didelphimorphia, Didelphidae. The record is from RefSeq and is a predicted model, not a curated record.
GUAAGCUAGGUGCCUCAGUGGAGAGAAUGCUGAGUCUGGAGUCACAAAGACUCUGAGUUUGAAUUUAGCCUCAGAUACUUGCCAGCUGUGUGACCCUGGACACAUAACCUCUGCGUGCCUUAGAUUCCUCAAUUAUAAAAUGGGUGCCAUAAUAAUCGCACCCUGCCAGGAUUGGCGCGAAGACAACCAUAAUGCUCCUUUGACUUUCCCCUGCCUGCAGCCAUCCCCUCCUCAGGAAUGCAGUUUAGUGUCACGAUUUCCUGGCUCAUAUAACCCUGGCAAUUCUUUUUGCAUUGGGUAGGGCCUGUUCCAGGGCUGUUUGGCCCUGCCCCUUGCCAUCAGGCCCCCAGCCAGCCCUGUGACAAUAUAAAUCACUGUGAGGGAGUCCCUCCCCGGUCCUGCUCUCCUUCCAGCACCAUGCAGAUCAGCUUCAGGGGCCUCAGGGCCUUGGUGACUGGGGCUGGCAAAGGGAUUGGAAGGGAUACAGUGAAGGCGCUGCAAGACUCUGGGGCCCAGGUGGUAGCUGUAAGCAGGACCAACGAGGACCUGGUUAGCCUUUCCAAAGAGUGUCCAGGAAUAGAGCCUAUCUGUGUGGACUUGGGCGACUGGGAGGCCACUGAACGGGUGCUGGGAAACGUAGGUCCGGUAGACCUGUUGGUGAACAAUGCGGCUGUACUUCUGAUCCAACCCUUUUUGGAGGUCUCCAAGGAGGCUUUUGACAGGACCAUCAAUGUGAACCUUCGAUCGGUGUUCCAGGUGUCCCAGAUAGUUGCCAGAGGAAUGAUUGCUCGUGGGGUCCCAGGAUCCAUCGUCAAUGUCUCCAGCAUGGUUUCUCGAGCCACUAUUGCCAAUUUGGCCAGCUACAGUUCCACCAAAGGUGCAAUGGACAUGUUGACCAAGGUAAUGGCCCUGGAGCUUGGGCCACAUAAGAUCCGGGUAAAUACAGUGAAUCCCACAGUGGUCCUCACUCCCAUGGGGAGAAAAGUCUCUGCUGUUCCAGAAUUAACUCAGGCCCUGAAGCAACGAACUCCCCUGAAAAAGUUUGCAGAGGUGGAGGACGUGAUUUACAGUAUCCUCUUUCUGCUGAGUGACAAGAGCGCCAUGACAAGUGGCUCAGGCAUCCUGGUUGAUGGCGGGUACCUGGCCUCCUAGGCUUCAGGAGGGGGGCUUCCUGGGAGGUUAGAGCACUUCAUAGGAAAUCUGCUUCAUUCCCAACUCUCUACUUGCAAUCCCUGUAGAGCCUCUUUCUCCCUCAUUCUCCCUCUUCCACUCAAUCAUCAACCCUAUUCAAAUCACUUAGCUCUUAUGGUCAAAGCUCUCUUUGGGGCCAGGUAGUGGUAGGGUUUUGAGGUAGGGAUGGGGAAGAGAUAGAGGCAAGGUGGAAUUGUCAAAGGGCAGUAGGGAGAAUACAUCUGGAUUGAGCUAGAAGUGGGGAGGAUAUGAAACCUAAUUCUGAAUCUUCCAUUAUUGCCCAAAGCUCUGAGAAGUGAUUUAUUCCAAUGACCUUAUUUUAUUGAUGGGAGAAUUGAGGUCCAGGUUGGUUUGCCCAAAGUCAGGUAUAUGUCUUUGAAUUUAGAUCCUCUGAUCCCAGAUCCAGAGUUCUUUCCAAUUUGUCAGCCUGCCAAGGAAGGGAGGCUCUCUAAAGAGAUUCCAUCCAUUAUUAGAGGCUGCACCUCACACCUCAAAAGUAGUCAUAAGAUUCAUCUUGGGAAGGGAAUACUCAAGAUUCCUCUUUUUUUUUUUUAAACACUUCUCUUCACUCUUAGAGUCAAUAGUAUGUUCCAAUAGUUCCAAGGCAAAAGAUUGGUAAGGGCUAGGCAACGAGGGUUAAGUGGCUUGCCCAGGGUCACACAAAAUAUCUGAAGGUCAUAUUAGAACUCAGGACCUCCCACCUUCAGGCCUGGCUCUCUAUCCCCUGAGCCACCUAGCUGUCCCUUCCCAACCUGUUCUUAAUCCUAUACAAAGAUUAAGCUAAUCGUGGCCUCUGGCUGGCGUGUUCUCCAGGAGGUAAAGGUACACACACACACACCCCCUUGCUCCAGAUCCAACCAGCAUAUAAUAACCUGGUUUAUAAUAACUUGGCUUCUAUUUCCUCCUCCAACUAUCCCUACCCUAACUAAACAAAAAGGUCCCCACACCCUUGCAGUCUCUAAAUAUCUCUAGGGAGUACAAGCUCCUUGGUUUACUCAGAAAAGUAUUCAUUUCAAUCUCACCUCCCACCCCUCCUCUCCAAUGCCCCAAGAAUAAAUCUCAGAGAAGACAAAGAUUCUCCUUUGAUCCCUUUGGCUCUCAUGUGUCAGUAAUUCUUCUGGGAAGCAGAGCUCUCUAUCUUACUCUUUUUAUUCAAUUUCUCCCUCCUCCUCUACUUCUACUAGGGCUGGAUUUGGGAUCAGUGGAUUCCACUUUGAUUCUAAUCUUGGUUCUGGCUAUUAUUGCCCACCUGUUUGGGCCAUGCCCUGUGUUGGGAGUCCCAAAACCUGGACCUUGGUUGGUGACUUUCCCUCAGUUGCCUCAUCUUUUUUCCCCCACUCAAACUCUUGCCUUCUGCCUCAGCAACAACUCUUAGAGAGAAGGGCAAGGACUAGGCAAAUGGGGUUAAGUGACUUGCCCAGGGUCACAUAGCUAGAAAGUGUCUGAGUUCAGAUUUGAACUCACGUCCCCCUGUCUCCAGGCCUCUAUCCAAUUGUGCAACCUAGCUGCCCCAGAGUUUCCUCCCUGUUAAAAUGAGAUCUGGACCAAAGGUCACUUGCAUCUCUGACAAUCUAGUUUUGCAAGUUAUAAUCCUAAGACUUGGGUCUAGUGAUAGCUUGUAGAUAGCUUGCCUUGCAAUAAAGGCAAUUCAAACAGUCUUUAGUAAGCACCUAUGGCAUACAGAGCACUGAGCUAGGCAUUUAGGGGUGACACAAUGCUUUAGAUGUUUCUAUUAAUCAGUCAUAGGAUUACAGAGUUAGAGGUAGCCAUGGCCUCCCACGAUGAAGUCCAUCUCUAACAUUUUAAUCAAUAAGCAUUUUUUAAAACCCUCACCUCCUGUCUUACAAUUGAUCCUAAGAAUUGAUUCCAAGGCAGAAGAGCAAUAAAGGCAAGGCGAGGUAUUUGGGGUAAGUGAUUUGGGUGGCAUCACACAGCUAGGAAGCAUCUAAAAGCAGAUUUGAAGGCAGGACUUCCCAUCUCCAGGCCUGGUUCUCUGUCCACUGAGCCACCUAGCUGCUCCCUGGAUUACACUUUCCCCCCAAUGCUUUCAGUAUCUGGCCUGGGGAGAGGGAAAGAGUGGGUACACAGGGAAGUUGCUGAAUACAUGCAUGAGUGAGAAAGCCCCCAUGCUCAGGGUAUUUCACACUUCUGUGACUUUAAACUCUGGUGUCCUACUUCUGCCCAUAAAAGUUCCUUGAUGAACAUAACUUUGAUGCUGAACAGAAGCUUUUGCUAAAAUGAUUUGCUCUGUGCUAUAACCGAAUAACACAUCACUCAGCAUAGCAUCUCAACUAAAUAAGGUAAUAUGCUUCCUGAGUGACUCCUCUGAAUCCCCUCUUCCAAGCUGUUCCUCUGCUCAGGUGCACGUAUUCCUUAGUGGCAGUUAUUGUAACUAUUCUUCCAGAUUCAACUUGCGGAGUGGGCUAAGGGGGCAAGAUUGGAAAGCAAAGCUAGCUUGGAUAGGAAUAAUAACCUGAGAAAAUACUGAGGGAUGGAGGGGAAGAAUAGAUUUAGGAGGGAGAGAAGAAAUGAUUGCAAGUUAUGGUCUGAUAUAAGAAUGCUUGACUUUUUGAUUAAAGAAAUGGAAUACUUGUAGACAGCAAAUACAUCUAGGCUAUGUAUGUGGCUUCAGGUGGAGAACAGGUGUUCUCCAUGGGCUUUAAUGAGACUGAGAAAUUGAAGGGCUGGAGAAUUUGAGGGUAAAGUCUUCUGAUAAAAGAGUAGGACUUGGGGAGGAGUGGAAGAUGUUGAACAAGGUGCUGAACUCCUUGAGAAAGUAGAUAGAAAAAUCCGAGAGCUAGAUAGAAAAUUGUCAUGAAUGGCAAAGAGAGAGAACUUGCUGCAUGAUGGCAGUAAAGGAAGUGGCAAUGGGAAACAAGGGUGGGGUGGGUAGGGUACCUUUUCAUAUGUCUAUUUUCCUCCAUGCUUGUUUGUAAUUUCGCAACACUCAUUUUUCAUUGUUUGUUUGUUAUUUGUUAUUGUAGUCUUGUUUCUUAGUUUCUUGGCUCUGCUUAUUUUACUGUCUUAGUUCACGUAAACUUUUCACACUGUUGAAUUCAUAUUUGUGAUUUCUUGCAGCAGAGUAAUAUUUCAUUAUAUCCAUAUAACAUAUUUUGUUUGCCAUUCCCCAAUCAAUGGGUAUGCAGUUUGUUUCCAAUUCUUUGCUACAAUAAAAAAGUGCUGCAAUAAA